Messenger RNA from Fusarium poae, 5844 nucleotides. RefSeq lists its product as uncharacterized. The coding region runs from base 1 to 5844 and encodes 1947 amino acids. The transcript has 14 exons. Gene Ontology annotation, biological process: negative regulation of transcription by RNA polymerase II. Gene Ontology annotation, molecular function: transcription corepressor activity. Gene Ontology annotation, cellular component: chromatin; Sin3-type complex. Lineage: Eukaryota; Fungi; Ascomycota; Sordariomycetes; Hypocreales; Nectriaceae. The record is from RefSeq and is a predicted model, not a curated record.
AUGCGCUUCAAGGGGACCACGCUUCUUUUUUUGGGAUUCAUCUUCCUCUGUUUCUUCUCUAGCCUGGCAAACUGUUUCUCAUGGAGACCUCAUACAGUUUCUGAUGGGGAGGCGCAGAUCGCGAUUCAUCAACAGCAACGCAGUAACCCCAAUUCUCUUUGGAUGCAACAGGCGGAUCGAAAACCCUCCAACGCUUAUAGCACUGCCCUUCAAGAGCUGCAGGAUCUGGAGUCGCAGCCUCUCUGCCAUCGCAUCGCUGCACGUCAACUAGUCAAUAACUGCCAUCUCCUGAACGGCCAAGACGAUGCCAAGAUCCAUCUUGACAGUGGAAGGGCCGCGCGAGACUUUGUCGAUUUCUAUGCAGCGAGUCUUGCUAUUUGCGACUUGGAGCGCGGUAGUUUCUUGAUUCCAAAACCGUGCUUCAAGUUCCGAGAACCAUUCCUGGCAGCGCUCCCUGUCCCGACGGUUGCAAAGCUUCACGUUUCGACUGAUGAAAUCGACGAAUGUCUCGAGGGCCUCGCACAGUCGGACUCCGCUUGGAACACUUGGGUAAGCUAUCGCCAUAAGGCGCUGAGGUUCUGUGACGCCGCGAGGGUGGAUAACCAGAAAGACGAGGACAUCUCCCUUUACCAAAGAAUCACCAGGAUCCUCGAGAAACUCACAAAUGAUGUCGAGGCAGACUUGGAAAAGCGUUUCCAAUCCCUCAACCGAGCCUUUGACGCUGCAAGUCAGUCAGUGGACAGCAUUGUGCCACAGGCAAAGCACAUACAGACAGAGAUGGAGAAGGCCAGCAGGAUUCUCCAAAACGACUUGAGCCAUACAAUCAAGGAUUCUCGCGACAUUGUAGCGAGUGGUCUCGAAGAAGCGCAAGCACUGCAUGAUCUCCUCGAGAUACUCGUUCGCGCCGUCCAAGAGCACACCACCGACAUGGCCACAUCCCAAGAGGUUGCAUUGCGAACCAGCACUGAGAAGUGGAAUGACGAGGUUGGUGUUUUGGUGACAGCACUGACCGCAGUGGUCGCAACCUCACUUGAUCAAAUGGAAACGGCGGCAGCUAGGAGUGCAGACAUCCUAACGAAACAGGCCAAAAUCGAGCAAGGCAUGGGCAAGCUCGAAGAACUCGCCGACGAUCUGCUUCUCAAAUACGACAGCCACGAGUCGCGACUGGAUGAUGCUUUACAAAAGUCUAGCCAGGUACUAGACGUUCUUGAAGCAACUGCCGCUUCGGCUGCUGGACUUCAAGGAUACAUGCUUGGUGGUCUUGGGUUCUCCGGAUUUUGGCCCUACGUUGUGUGCCCAGCUUUGUCGUUGGCGUUGGGAUCAUACAGGCUUGAGCCUUCACUCGCGCGAAACAUAUGGCUCGUCGGUAUCGGUGAACUCAUGGGUGCGGUUGUAUCGAAAGCGAGUUAUUACUCGAAUAUCUUUGGCUUUGCUGGAUUUUUUGAAACGACCACUGACCCGACACUCAACCAAACCUUUCCUGUCACGACAGUCAAAAGUUCUAUCGGCGAUAGCCUUAUUCUACCUGGUAACAGUAUGAACAGCCAGAAUCUUGGCACAGCAGGAUACGACAGAGACCGCGAAAUGGACGACCGACACCGAGCUUUACAGCAACGCGAGGAGAUGGCCCGUCGAGAUCAAGAGCGAGAACGAGAACGAGAGCGCGAACGUGAGCGCGAACGGGACCGAGAGUCCAACGAACGAUACCAAUCAACACCUCACCAUAGCAGCGCUGGUUCUAUCCCCAUCCACCAGCCUGUCGCGUCGCGGAUUUCCGGUGCAAUUCACAGCCCUGGAGGACUGCUCGCGAACCAUAACGGAAACCCUCAGAUUCCCCUCGGUACUCCAUCAGGUGGUCCUUUAGCCGCCUUUGGAGGGCCACUACAAAACGAACACAACCGACCGGUCCAGCACGGUGGACCAAACAACGGCAACACCCAACCGCAAAUGUUUGCUCCGAUGGCUCAUGCGACUGGACCGCCAGCUUCGACGCAGGCUGCUGCCAAUAGCAGUGUAGCUGCUGUCUUUGGUGGUCCUUUACCACAACAACCCCAGGAGGGUCAGCGAGGUGGCCAGCAAGGCGCGCCGUUCAACCCAGGAGCUGCAUCUGCGGCCCAUCAGCUUCCCGGGGGUAUCACCCAGGGUCAGCAACCUAUUCUUAAUGAUGCCCUUACCUAUCUCGACCAAGUUAAAGUCCAGUUCCACGAUCAGCCCGAUGUUUAUAACCGCUUUCUUGACAUUAUGAAGGAUUUCAAGAGUCAGGCUAUCGAUACUCCAGGUGUUAUCAACCGAGUCUCGGAGCUUUUCGCUGGACACCCAAAUCUUAUUCAAGGAUUCAAUACUUUCUUACCACCCGGUUAUCGAAUCGAGUGCGGCGCUGGUAACGAUCCGAAUACAAUCCGUGUCACCACACCUAUGGGUACCACGGUUCAGUCCAUACGUGGGAACCAAGGUGACGGCCAUGGGCCCGUUGUUAACCAGCCUCUGUUUCCCGAACGCAGCGGCCAGUGGCAGCAACAGCAGCAACAGAGGCCUCAACAUAGCAUCGAGAGUCCGGAGGCCCAAUUUAGCACUCCAGUGCAAAACGGCGCGAGUCUCUUUGUUCAGGCUGCAGCUCACAAUGCCGCAUUUAACGAGAGCAACAACCAAGGUCAGCGACGGGCUUUGCCUCAAGGCAGUGCGGCUCCUGGUGAGGGUCCUAACGCUCGUCAAGCAUUAACACCCACUCCAGGACAAGCUGGGGUGAACGGCAAUGCGGCGAACCAGGCAAACAUGGAACGACGUGGACCGGUUGAAUUCAACCAUGCUAUCAGCUACGUGAAUAAGAUCAAGAACCGUUUCCAGGACAAACCUGAGAUUUACAAACAAUUUCUUGAGAUCCUCCAAACAUAUCAGCGCGAACAAAAGCCUAUUCAGGACGUAUACGCGCAGGUGACUACUCUUUUCAACUCUGCCCCUGACCUGCUUGAAGACUUUAAGCAAUUCCUACCAGAAUCCGCUGGUCAGGCCAAACAGACUCCUAACCGAAUGGAAGACGGGCCCCCAACCGGUCCUAACCAGACACCUCAACCGGCUAUGAGAGAUGGCCAGAAGAUGCCUCCACUUGGUAGCUUUCCGCCACCUGCAAGCGCUACAAAGGAUAAUAAAAAGCGCCCAAGAGCUGACAAGCAGGCUGCUCAGCCUGCGACUAUCCUUGCGGAGGCGACUGCGGCUGCGCGCAUCAUACCUCCUGCAGUGAACGUCGAACCGACAUUGACGCCCGUCAUGCCGGAGCCAUAUCCCGCCAGGACCUCUUCGACAUCGAAUCAAGAGGAGAUCGCCUUUUUCGAGCGAGUUAAGAAGUACCUCAGCAACAGGUCUUCCAUGAAUGAGUUUUUGAAACUCUGCAAUCUCUUCAGUCAGAACAUCAUCGACCGGAAUACGUUAUUCCACAAGGGCGCACUGUUUAUUGGUGCAAACCCUGACCUGAUGACCUUCUGGAAGAGCUUUGUAGGUGUUGAUACUCACGAUGUCAUUAUUGAUAACCGUCCUGCGCCCCCAACAGACAAGGUGUCCCUCAGCAACUGCCGCGGGUAUGGGCCCAGUUAUCGAUUACUUCCAAAGCGAGAACGCCUUAAGCCCUGCAGUGGCCGCGACGAGCUGUGCAACUCUGUACUCAACGACGAGUGGGCCUCACAUCCUACGUGGGCGUCUGAGGAUAGUGGCUUUGUUGCUCAUAGAAAGAAUCAGUUUGAAGAGGGUCUGCAUCGCAUUGAGGAAGAGCGCCACGACUACGAUUUCAAUAUCGAAGCUAAUCUGAAGUGCAUCCAACUCUUGGAGCCUAUUGCACAACAGAUGCUGGCGAUGUCUGCUAACGAAAGGGAUUCCUUCCAUCUGCCCUCUGCCCUUGCUGGCCAAAGCACAUCCAUCUUCAAGCGUAUAUGCAAGAAGAUCUACGGCGAACGAGGUAUUGAUGUUGUUAACGACAUGUUCACUCACCCUUUCGACGUUGUGCCUGUCUUGCUGGCUCGUAUGAAACAAAAGGACGAAGAAUGGCGAUUCUCUCAGCGUGAGUGGGAGAAGGUCUGGCAUGCUCAGACUGAGAACAUGCACCUCAAGAGUUUGGACCACAUGGGCAUUCUUGUGAAGCAGAACGACAAGAGACAUCUGACUGCAAAGCACCUUGUCGAUGUUAUCAAGACAAAGCACGAGGAGCAGCGUCGUGAACGAUCGUUGAAGGGUGGAAUUCCUCGUCACCAGUUCAGCUGGGACUUUAGCGAUAAGAAUACCAUCAUCGAUCUUCUGCGCCUGAUGAUGCUGUACAGCUUGCACAAUGGUCAGCACAGUAGCCAGGAGAAGGAACGUAUUCUUGAAUUCUUCGAGUCCUUUAUUCCCAUGUUCUUUGACAUACCGGAGGAGAGCAUCCAGGAUAAGCUCCCGAAGAUGCAGCCAGACUCUGGCGAGGAAGAGGCCGAAGAUCACACACCUGCAGAGCUCACCAAUGGCCGAAGCCGACGUAACGGACGGAAAGGAGAUCUCCUUAGAGGAGUUCUUGAUCCUGGCCGCAAUGGCAGCAAGCCUCGUGGCAACAAGGAGGACAGUGGUUCUGGAAGCAAGGAGACUACUCCUGACGUCACUUCUGCAAACGAAGAGGAGAUGCCUGACGCCUCUGAAGACGCCGCGAACACUGAUAUUUCCAACGACCGGUGGAUGCCUAACAUUCCUAAGCCUGUCGUCGUUGGUGAUAGCGACGCUAUCUUGAGCACGGAGGGCGAACUGAAGGCUGAUGGAUUCUUUACUCGGCCCUGGUACAACUUCUACUGCAACCAGACCUUGUUUGUCUUCUUCAGCAUCUUGCAAACUCUGUACAAACGUCUUCAAGAUCUCAAGGAGGCUAAGGAAGUAGUAGCCAAAGAGGUUGAACGUCUCAACAAGCAGAAGCCUGCUCGGGACAUUGGUUUCACCGAGAACCACAUGAAGUUCUUUGACACCAAUGACGACCCUGAUAGCUACUGGCCAAAGACCCUUGAGCUUAUUGAGGAGUAUAUUUCGGGUGACGUGGAUGAGAGCCGCUACCAGGAUGUAAUGCGGCACUACUACCUCAAGACAGGAUGGAAAGUGUACACGAUUCAGGAUCUCUUGAAGACUCUCUGCCGUCUUGCUCUCACCUGCAGCAGCACCGAUGCUAAGGAGAAGACUCCUGAUCUGAUUGCUCAGUACCAGGCCAGUCGCGAACGAGAGGAGACAAGCUUUCAGACUGAGAUCAGUGCUCGUAAGUUUGCAGAGAAGUGUGUUAAGGACGGAGAUGUCUUUGUGAUAUGCUGGCUGCCGGCCAAAUCUGAGGCGACUGUGCGAUGGCUCCAACGGGAAGAGACAACAUUCUACAUGGACGAAAUGCAACUUCGCGAGCGUUGGCAAUACUACAUCUCGUCGUUUAUCCGGGUCGAACCUACUGAGGGAGUUCAGAGGUCGAAACUCCAGAAGGUGGUGCUGUCCCGCAACUUGCCAUCGGCUGACACCGAUAACGACGAUGAUGCCAUCCCCAAGCCUGUAUCCUACAAGGAGAAUCUGACGAUCAGCAUCUGCUUGAAGAGCUCUAAGAUGGUCUGGGCUCCUGGUACUUCGGAAUACGUGAUUUACGGCCAUGCUCCCAAGACCGUUGAACAAUCUGUGCGUCGUGAGAAUUUCGAACGAGCUCUGAGCACACACCGAGAGAACAAGCUUCUCGAGAAGUGGGUGCACAACCCGGCUUGGACCAAAGAUCUUAGUCCAGAGGAGGUUCAGGAGCAGAACAAGAACUUCCGCAAGUGGAUGGACGAUGGCGUCGUUCCGCCCAGCGCUGUUGAAGAUGUGGAGAUGGACUAG